UCCCAUCAUACCUUGUGGUUCUGUAGAACGACGAACUGACGUAUAUUUAUUGUAUGGUAAACUGUCCUCCACGAUGUCGAAGAGACACCGGAUAGAUGUUGGAGACUCCUCUAAAAGGACACGAAAUGAAGAUGGAGUCAAAGAUGAAAAACCCAAAUCAAUAUUCGAACAGUUCAAUAUACCCAAGCCACAGAUACAAAUGAACCCAUUCACAGGGCUACCCUACUCUCCAAGAUACUUUGAGUUAUUUAACAAAAGGAGCAAGUUACCAGUAUGGGAAUACAAAGAGAAGUUUAUGGAUGUACUACACAAAAACCAGACCUUGGUAUUGGUGGGAGAGACCGGCUCCGGCAAAACGACACAGAUUCCCCAAUGGUGCCUAGAGUGGGUGAGAGCACGGUUUGCCAAGAAAGGAGUGGCUUGUACCCAGCCAAGACGAGUGGCAGCCAUGUCAGUGGCUCAGCGUGUGUCCGAGGAGAUGGACGUCGGCCUUGGACAGGAGGUCGGAUACAGUAUCAGAUUCGAGGAUUGUACUUCAUCAAAAACACUGCUCAAAUAUAUGACAGACGGUAUGUUGUUGAGAGAAGGAAUGUCUGACCCACUGUUGGAAAAUUACGGCAUCAUCAUGCUGGACGAGGCUCACGAACGUACGCUGGCUACAGAUAUCCUCAUGGGUCUGCUGAAAGAGGUCGCCAAGCAGAGGUCAGAUCUAAAAAUCAUCAUCAUGAGUGCCACAUUGGAUGCAGGAAAGUUUCAGAAUUACUUUGACAAUGCUCCCUUGAUGAGUGUGCCUGGACGAACCCACCCUGUAGAAAUCUUCUACACACCGGAGCCUGAGCGAGACUACUUGGAGGCGUCUAUACGGACCGUGGUCCAGAUACACAUGUGUGAGGAGAAGGAGGGAGACAUCCUACUGUUUCUCACCGGACAGGAGGAGAUAGAUGAAGCAUGUAAACGAAUACAAAGAGAAGUUGAUAAUUUGGGACCAGAAAUAGGCGACAUGAAAUGUAUACCGCUCUAUUCCACACUUCCACCAAACCUACAACAGAGGAUAUUUGAACCCGCGCCUGCUAAGAAGGCCAAUGGAGGGAUAGGAAGGAAGGUGGUUGUGUCGACUAAUAUAGCAGAGACCUCCUUAACAAUUGACGGGGUCGUGUUUGUGAUAGAUCCAGGCUUCGCUAAACAAAAGGUGUACAACCCGCGUAUACGAGUGGAGUCAUUGUUAGUAACAGCGAUAAGUAAAGCAAGUGCCCAACAGAGGGCAGGACGAGCUGGACGAACGCAGCCGGGAAAAUGUUUCCGUCUGUAUACAGAACGAGCGUACAAACAGGAAAUGCAGGAAAACACAUACCCAGAAAUCUUACGGUCAAAUCUGGGAUCCGUAGUGCUACAACUGAAGAAACUUGGUAUCGACGAUCUGGUCCACUUUGAUUUUAUGGACCCUCCAGCUCCUGAGACACUGAUGAGAGCUCUUGAAUUGUUGAAUUACCUGGCAGCCCUAGAUGACGAUGGAGAACUGACAGAGCUAGGGUCCAUGAUGGCCGAGUUCCCUCUCGACCCACAACUGGCCAAGAUGGUGAUAGCCAGUUGUGACUUUACCUGUUCCAAUGAGAUUUUGUCAAUAACUGCCAUGCUGUCAGUCCCACAGUGUUUUGUGCGACCUACCGAGGCAAAGAAGGCAGCCGAUGAGUCCAAGAUGAGGUUUGCUCACAUCGACGGGGACCACCUCACUCUCCUCAAUGUAUACCACGCAUUCAAACAAAGCCAGGAAGAUCCCCAGUGGUGCUACGACAACUUUGUAAACUUCCGAUCACUGAAGAGUGCUGACAACGUACGGCAGCAGUUGGCCAGGAUAAUGGAUCGAUUCAAUCUACGGCGAUCCAGCACCGACUUCACCAGCCGUGACUACUAUCUGAACAUCAGGAAGGCUCUUGUAUCAGGAUUUUUCAUGCAGGUUGCCCAUUUAGAGAGGACUGGGCACUACCUGACGGUGAAGGACAGUCAGAUUGUCCAGCUUCAUCCUUCCACCUGCCUUGACCAUAAACCAGAAUGGGUUCUUUACAAUGAGUUUGUACUGACCACAAAGAAUUACAUUCGCACAGUGUCUGAUGUCAAACCUGAUUGGUUGAUAGCAGUAGCUCCUCAGUAUUACGACAUGGAAAACUUCCCACAUUGUGAGGCUCGCCGACAACUAGAGAGGAUCAUAGCUAAGAUGCAGACCAAGCAGUACCAAGAGGGAUUCUAAAUGAUCAAUGUCGUUUGGCAUCAUUACCAGCCAGGCCUGAGGUCAAGGUCAUAUGAAAUGUCAUCCGUACCAGCCAGGCCUGACGUUAAGGUCAUUUGAUAUAUCAUCUGUACCAGCCAGGCCUGAGGUCAAGGUCAAGGUCAUAUGCAAUCAAUGCCUACCAGAGAUUGGAUUUGUCAUCAUUACUGAGAAGACCUAAGAAACAAACGAGAUAUUACGAGAUAAACUGUUUCAUCUUAUGAAGGAUGUGUACUAGUAACUAGUGGUGCAGAUAUUUAUGUUUAAUUUAAACAUUCAAGAUUCUGUCAAGACUUGGAGAAUGAUAAAAGUAAUGUUGUGUUUUUGUCAUUGUUGAAAUAGAGGGAUUGUUUUUCUCCAGAUAGACAAUACAAGCAGGAAACUACCCAGUAAUCAGAAUGUUCAACGGAAUCAUUCAUUUUGAUAUGAAACAUUUUCAAAAAUAAACACGAAACACUCUUUUUUUGUCAGAAAACACUUUCAUUCUAGAAAACAUUUAGAUCUAUAACAAGAAACAAAAACAAGAUAUUAAAUUGCUUGUUUUCAUUCUUGUCAUCUAUCAUCAUCAUCUUCAUCAUCAUCUUCGUCUUCAUCAGUUUCAUCAUCGUUAUCAGUUGAGUUGUGGUUGUUGUUAAUGUAUGCAGUCAUUGUGUCGACAUGUGAUGUAACUCAGAAACAUUAAACGCCUUUAAUGAUGUCGUGUUUGUUGGAGUCAUUGAGGAACCUCGCCAUCAACAGGAUACAUGAUUAUAAGUAAUUCUUCAUAACGUGUUACAUGUCGUACAGAUUUGUCCUGAUAAAUGACCAUUGCAUUAAAAUGUGAAUGGAAAA
Molecule: messenger RNA, 3094 nt
Organism: Mizuhopecten yessoensis (Yesso scallop)
Lineage: Eukaryota; Metazoa; Mollusca; Bivalvia; Pectinida; Pectinidae
Product: putative pre-mRNA-splicing factor ATP-dependent RNA helicase PRP1
Exons: 13
Coding region: 74-2245 (723 amino acids)
Cellular component (GO): spliceosomal complex; intracellular anatomical structure
Molecular function (GO): ATP binding; RNA binding; RNA helicase activity
Source: RefSeq, a predicted model, not a curated record